CGCUCAUGCUAAGUUUGUUGCAAUGGACCAGCAAGAACAGAGUUGCAGAAAGCAUGAUUUCUUCGUGCAAUCGGCCAACGAAUUGUUCCUGAGGACGUGUCUGUCCUGCGGAUUUGUUGAAGAGUUCCAGCUAUCACAAACAAAGCAAAGGGUCGAUCCGUGGCAAGGCUGGCUCUCAGCUAAGAUUCGGCGGCUCUCAUGGCCCCCUGGCGUUAACUACUCUGAAACUGACCCACAAACCUUGACAUAUGUCUAUAGCUACCGCCCAAACAUGCAGACGUCACUUGAGAAUCAUUCUCAAAUAGAUAGAAACCCUUAUGUCUACUGUGACCUACCCAAAACCUCCUGUAUUCGGCUACUGGAGCUAGUGCAGAGCUACAGACUCGAUACUCUCAGUGGGCGUCUAUUCGAGGUCCAUUUGGAGCAAGAGAUCUGUCCUUCGUAUUCUGCCCUGUCCUAUACUUGGGCAGAUGACAAGGGCGAUACGUCACUUUCACGUCUCAUAUUCCUGGAUCAAAAGCAGAAGGUUCUGCAUAUUACGCGCAACUGCGAUCGAGCUUUACGAAGCCUACGUCAGAGGCAUAAGUCAAUCUUACUAUGGGUCGAUUCCAUCUGCAUCAACCAGUCAUCCCCCUCAGAGAGGUCUCAUUAGGUUGGUUUGAUGAAAACCAUUUACUCUAAAGCAACUACUGUUCACGCUUAUGUGGGAGAAAGAGAAUGUGGAGGAGACCUUACAGGAUCCGAAGCCAUGACCUUAUUGGAGGAUAUUCAAGGCAAUGGAGUCUUUGGCAAGCUGAGCUCUGACGAGACCAGCAACAUCGCCAUUCUUAACAACUUCUUCUCAAGAUCAUACUUUGCUCGGUUGUGGAUUGUCCAAGAGCUUCUUCUGGCUCAAUCUAUUACAUUUCACUGUGGGGAAACUUCACUCACAGUCAACAACCAAUCCAUUUCUCUAUUAUACGAGAAAGGUGUCAAGAUUCCUUCAUGGGUUCGAUAUGCUGGAAAGAUGCAGUCAAACACAGAGCGAAGCCCUAUGGACUUAAGAGAUCUUCUUAUUGCUACCAGUGUCUGCCAAGUCACAGAUCUACGUGACAAGGUAUUUGGGUUGCUAGGUCUUGUCAGCGCUGUCGAGGCUUCAGAUUUAAGUCCUGAUUACGAGUUGAUGGUACGCGAGGUUUACAUCGGCGUCGCGGCAUACCUGAUGGAUAAUUAUCAAUGCUGCAAUCUCAUUCAGUAUAUAAACAACCAUGUCCUGGACCAAAAAGGCUCUUAUGGCAUCCCGUCUUGGGUCCCUAUGUGGGAUAGAUACACGCCGCCGCAGGGCUUUGAGGAUAUCUUCAGACAUAUUCAGCAGAUUGAGCUGGAUUGUAAACAACUUCCUACGGACCGAUGGCUAGCCAAUUGUUUUACGAUACGUACUAUUGGUGGCUGGCCUCAUGAUGAGAACUCGGAGUGCAACAGAAGAGGUAAACGGUGUAAAACAGUGCGUUCUGGGUCAGGCUCUCUUGCAGCCAGAAUCGAGACAGUGUUUCAUAUUCCGUCAGUUUCCUCCUCUGUCACAAUCGAGUCGGGGCCAUCCAGUGCGCUGGCAGAUCAAAACUAUGUUACAGUCUUCUGUCAUCUGAAAGGCAAUAUUAAAAUUGCAAUUCGGAGUUUCGCAUGGGCGCUUGGGCGUCUCCUGCGCCCUAUGGAUCUAAUACGAGUCGAGGGGUGUGGUUCGUUAUUUUUGGCAUACCAAAGUACUGGUAGCUUGGAAUACCGCCUGAUCAGUCCAUGUUUUGCGGCUAUAGUUUGCCAAACAAAGGAGUCUAGCCCUGUUGAGGCUCUCAAGUUCAAUGACCUGCAGCAUUUCUCACAGUUCACACCUCUUACACUGAACAUGGUUCAAUUCAUAGCUAAGUGGAGAAACAAGGUAUUCACGAUGGCAAGAUCAGACCUAGAAGAUAGGGAACAUGCUCUGUCGAUCGAGGCCCAAAGCUGCCAUUGUUCGUCUCUGGACGAGCCCGAGAUAUACCACCCAACUUGGAGAGGCUGGGAGCCUUUUCUGGCAUCGGAAACUUGGCAUGAGUCCGAAUAUGAUGCAAAGCUGCGGAGACAACUGCCAAGCCUGGCUGAGUUCUGGGACAAAGCCCAUGUUCUGCACACUCGCGUCCGAGACUGGACGAUUAGUGCCUUGAAGGUGGUCAGAUAUCGCUUCACUGUCCUGCUAAACAGCCGUCUCGAUGACGUAAAAGGGGCACUGAGCGGCUGUCUUGCAAAGUCAAAGGAAUUGACACAAACUUUGGAGAGGACUAUUGGGAGCAGCUUCAUGAUUGGAAGCUUUGGCCUGCUCGAGCAGCUAGAUGAUGCUCUGACAAACAUUGGUGCCAGAUCGGUAGACAGCAACAUCUUGGGCUACCGAAGAACCAUAGAAGGCAUCGCUGAGGACAUAGGCACUCUUAGUAUGUCUCUGCAUAAAGAUCAGUUGUUUUUAGAGAAGGCUUUCCCACCAGAGCUAAAGGAUAUACACCCGGAGUAUAGUAGUAUAAAGCAAACCAUGGAAUGGAAGAAGGUAUUAACAGGGCUGGUAAGGACAGACUCAGAAGCAAAGCAUGUAAGUUUUGUUUAGAUAUUUUAUUCAAGUACUAUUAUCCUAUUUUAAUACAUGAAUCAUUUAAUGAUCUUGUAUUUAAAGCUUAUUCAUAACAUAGCACUAGGUUGAAGCGAAAGCU
This is a messenger RNA of Fusarium odoratissimum NRRL 54006, 2711 nucleotides long. RefSeq lists its product as uncharacterized. Lineage: Eukaryota; Fungi; Ascomycota; Sordariomycetes; Hypocreales; Nectriaceae. The coding region runs from base 662 to 2608 and encodes 648 amino acids. The record is from RefSeq and is a predicted model, not a curated record. The transcript has 2 exons.